This is a messenger RNA of Teleopsis dalmanni, 1436 nucleotides long. Its product is annotated as box C/D snoRNA protein 1. NCBI's taxonomy places the organism in Eukaryota, Metazoa, Arthropoda, Insecta, Diptera, Diopsidae. Gene Ontology annotation, biological process: snoRNA localization; box C/D snoRNP assembly; maturation of LSU-rRNA from tricistronic rRNA transcript (SSU-rRNA, 5.8S rRNA, LSU-rRNA). The transcript has 4 exons. Gene Ontology annotation, cellular component: nucleus; pre-snoRNP complex. Bases 271 to 1401 code for a protein of 376 amino acids. The record is from RefSeq and is a predicted model, not a curated record.
UAAUUUAUUUCGUUGAUUUGAGUUUAUUUGUAUUACUUAUAUUUUAUAUAAUUUAAAUAUUACAACGAAAUCACACUGAAUAUCCGAAAUCAAAUAAAAGAAUAUAAUAAAACAAUAUUUAAUGUGAACUGCCGCAACCGACACAAAAUCACUGAUGUAAUAUUUGCAACACAUGCUCAACGUCAACAAAAUCACCAACAACAAUCUACAAUUACACCAACAACAGUAAACAACUGUGUUUUGUUUUGAAAACAAGCAAAUAAAUUUAAUAUGAAACGUGGUUUGAUAGAAAAUUAUGUCUCCAGUGACUCCGAAGAUGAAACAACAGCAGAAAAUAAAAUCAAAUCAAAAAGAAAUCGCUUCGGGAAAUGUGAAGUCUGUGCUGCCAACGAUGCCAUUUACUCUUGCCCAAAAUGCGAGGUUAAGACGUGUUGCGUGCGCUGUGUAAACAUACAUAAGAAAGAAUUAUCCUGUGAUGGUAUUAGGGAUCGUACUAAAUUCAUCCCACUCUGUAAUAUGACUAAAAUGGAUUUUAUGAGCGAUUAUUACUUCUUGGAAGAGUGCACACGCUAUGUCGAGGAUCGGAAACAUGAUCCGAUUAAAAGUAUAACACGUUUCAAUAAAUUACCAAGUUUUUUGUAUAAACUGCAAUGUGCUGCUAAUAAGCGGAAUAUAAGGUUGCAGUUCCUGUUGAAGAAUUUCACCAAACACAAAGAAAACUCCACAAUUCUUAAUUUUCAGACGCAAAAAAUAAACUGGCAUGUUGAAUGGGUUUUUGUAAAUGCCAGUAAUUUAAAAUUCGUUGAUAGACGAUGUCCUGAAGAUUUGCCUUUGCAUAAAUUACUUGACAAAUAUGUGAAUCCUGAUUGUAUAACAGACGUUCCCAGAAAAAAGGAGUUAAUAUAUUAUCAAAGUGCCGGUAUCUUCAAUUUGAAAAUUCUACUUAAAGCCGAAGGCAUUAAACAAAGUCGGAGCCGUUUCUAUAAAUUAGAUGUCGCCAAAUCUUUAAAUGAUAAUCUUGCAAAUAAAACUAUUGUUGAAUACCCAACCAUAUAUAUAAGUUAUGAACAAAACUCAGACAUGUUUGACGUCAUUGAUAGUGACGAAGACAUUGAGGAAGAAACAAAAGCUUACCAAAGUUCGUUAGAAGAGUUUAGCAAAAAAAUAGCAGAGCAGACUAAAAAAGAAAUAUCUUCCAGUGGUAGUGAAAGUGAGGAUUCAUUGAAAAAUGCUAAGCAGCAAAAACAAGCGCAGAUGAGAAGGAAAGAAGUGACUGAGGUUUUUGAGAAAGAACCAAGUAAUCUCAUGUUUGCUGAUGAAAAACUUCUAGAUAUGCUCUCAACAUCUUCAUCUUCAGAAAGUGAAGAUGACAACGUGAAAGAAAAUUUUAAUUUUCCUUAAAUGUUAGCAAUAAAUAAAUAAAAACAUUAAAUGAA